Molecule: messenger RNA, 450 nt
Organism: Rotaria sp. Silwood2
Lineage: Eukaryota; Metazoa; Rotifera; Eurotatoria; Philodinida; Philodinidae
Source: the annotation of a GenBank genome assembly
AUGCAUGAAUGGGAACAAUCAUUGAUUCAACAACAACAAGCAAGAAAUAAACUAUAUGGUCGAUAUAUUGAUGAUAUUUUUAUGACUUCGAAUGAACCUGUUGAAAUCAUUAAAGCAUUACUUGAUCAGGAAAAUGAAAAAGAUCCAAAUAUUCGUAUUAGUUAUACCAUUCAUGAGUCUGUGGAAUUUCUUGAUGUUCUUCUUGAAAAUCUUCAAGGACAAUUGAAAACAUCUGUUUUUCGUAACCCAGCUGCUGAACCAUAUAUACUUCCAUAUACAUCUGAUCAUCCACGGCAUAUUCAUUCGAAUACAAUCCAUACUGCCUUACUUCGUGAUGUUCGUCUUUGUUCACACGUUGAAACAUUCUAUCAAGAACGAUUAAAUAUUGAAAUAGCCUUACUUAUAAAUGGAUAUCCGCCAAAAUUUAUCAGUCAUCAUUUAAAAAAAUAA